AUGAAAUUCGGAGGAUGGAGGGCGACGAACAGAGGCGUGCCGGUGGACCGCCUGCAGCGAAUGCCACCACCAUUACAAGAGGCGUUCACUGAAACCAAAGUUACUGCGAUACCGGCCGUGUACGUGGUCACGCCAACGUACCGUCGACCGACCCAGAUGCCAGACCUGGUGCGCGUCGCCCAGGCUCUCGUGCUAGCCACGGGAGUGUUCUGGGUGCUCGUUGAGGAUUCCAACCAACCCACGGAAGCGGCAAACGUCAGGCUGCCUGGCGUUCUGUGCUUCGCCGACGACGACAAUUCCUAUGACCGUUGCCUGCUCGACGAGGUGAGCCUUCUAGUGCGAAGUCUUAUAACUCAUGAAAAUCCGGGUACACAAACUGUGAGCGUGUUCCCUGUCGGAUCCCUUUUGAGAACCGGAGUCAGUAGCCCCGUGGUAGUGGAUGGCAGCGUGGUAGGCUUUCACGACCCGGCCGCCAAGGGGCGACGCUUUGCCGUCGACAUGGCGGGCUUCGCCAUCAACCUGCGUCUAGUGGUCAACAACACACACCUCUCCAUGCCCCACAGAGAAGGUCGCCAGGAGACAGAAUUCCUCGAAAGCCUCAACGUAUCGCUUGCAGACCUGGAGCCACUGUGCGAGAACGCCACGAAGGUUUAG
Messenger RNA from Dermacentor silvarum, 654 nucleotides. Its product is annotated as galactosylgalactosylxylosylprotein 3-beta-glucuronosyltransferase S-like. Gene Ontology annotation, biological process: carbohydrate metabolic process; chondroitin sulfate proteoglycan biosynthetic process. Bases 1 to 654 code for a protein of 217 amino acids. Gene Ontology annotation, molecular function: galactosylgalactosylxylosylprotein 3-beta-glucuronosyltransferase activity. Lineage: Eukaryota; Metazoa; Arthropoda; Arachnida; Ixodida; Ixodidae. The transcript is spliced from 4 exons. The record is from RefSeq and is a predicted model, not a curated record. Gene Ontology annotation, cellular component: Golgi membrane.